AUGAAUCCUCUCUGCUGCAUUGCUCCGGUAUCUAUCGAUCGGGAUCGGGCCAACCCGGUAGUGGCCAAAUCAGUGAGUCAGUCUCAAUUAGGAAUUGAUUCUUCACUUAGAAGCCUAAAUCACAGUUCGAAACCGAGUUUUUCAGCUCAGGUGUCUUGCGAUGUCGACAAAUUUCUAUCGAUCGGAAGUCAAGAAAUCGAAGAAUCGAAGGUGUAUAGUGUGAAUGGGGGCGGCGCUAGUAUAGCGGGGAUUCUUUACAAAUGGGUGAAUUAUGGGAAGGGAUGGAGGUCUAGGUGGUUUAUGCUUGAAGAUGGAGUGCUGUCGUAUUAUAAGAUUCAUGGACCUGAUAAGAUAUUGAUGAGUCCUGCAGGUAGAGACCAAGGAGUUAGGGUUAUCGGAGAAGAUUCUUUGAGGUACAUGAGAAAAGUCAAUUGGAGUUGUAGCAGUGGUGGUGGUGGUGGUAGCAAUCGGCUCAGACAGUGCAGGCCAUUCGGCGAAAUUCACUUGAAGGUUUCUUCAGUUCGUGCUAGCAAAUCAGAUGAUAAGAGGCUCACCAUAUUCACUGGAACAAAAACUCUUCAUUUACGUUGCAUAUCGAGAGAAGAUAGAGCUGCAUGGCUUGAGGCCCUGCAGGCUGCUAAAGAUCUUUUCCCUAGAGUGUUGACAAGCAGUGAUUUUCUGCCUUCUGAAGAUGUUGUCAUUUCAACCGAGAAGUUAAGAUCACGGCUAGUGCAGGAAGGUGCUGGUGAGACAGUCAUCAAAGACUGUGAGUCCAUUAUGUUAUCAGAACUCUCUGGGAUGCAAAACCAGUUGAAGGCUCUUCAACAUAAACACAUCAUGUUGUUGGACACUUUGAGGCAAUUAGAGUCAGAGAAAAUAGAGCUGGAAACUACUGUAGUAGAUGAAACAAAGGAACGUGAUUCAUAUUGUGGACAAGCAAAUAGAAGAUUUAGUGAUUUCUAUUCUGUAAUGUCAGAGGCUAGUGCUAGUGAUUCUGAUGCUGACAAUGAAAGCCAAGAUGGAGGAGAUGUUGAAUCAGAUGAAGAUGACAGUUUAUUCUUUGAUACAAAUGAUUUUUUGUCUGCAGAUGCUUUAAGAAGUGCUUCCUAUCGGAGUAGGGAAGCUACAGGAAAUGCUGGUAUCUAUGAUAAGGACCCCUUUUGUUCUGAUCGUUUGCAUGUGCUUGAGAAGGACAUCAGGACAGUUCAAUACCCAUAUGUUAAAAGAAGAGAUAAUUUGCCAGAACCAAAGGAGAAAGAGAAGCCUGUUGGACUGUGGUCAAUUAUCAAGGACAAUAUCGGGAAGGACUUGUCUGGAGUUUGCCUUCCUGUUUAUUUUAAUGAACCACUCUCUUCGCUGCAGAAGUGCUUUGAGGAUUUGGAGUACUCAUACUUGGUUGAUCGGGCAUUGGAAUGGGGAAAGCAGCGGAACGAUUUGAUGAGAAUUCUAAACAUCGCAGCUUUUGCUGUAUCUGGUUAUGCUUCAACAGAAGGUCGACAGUGCAAACCCUUCAACCCUCUCCUUGGGGAGACCUACGAGGCUGACUAUCCGGAUAAAGGACUUCGUUUUUUCUCAGAAAAAGUAAGUCACCACCCUAUGGUAGUUGCUUGUCACUGUGAGGGAAGAGGCUGGAAGUUCUGGGCUGACUCCAAUCUCAAAGGGAAGUUUUGGGGGCGGUCUAUUCAGCUUGAUCCUGUUGGGGUUCUCACCCUGCAGUUUGAGGAUGGAGAGACCUUUCAGUGGAGCAAGGUCACCACUUCCAUAUACAACAUCAUACUUGGUAAGAUUUAUUGUGACCACUAUGGAACCAUGCGUAUCAAGGGCAGUGGCAACUACUCUUGCAAGCUCAAGUUCAAGGAGCAGUCGAUCAUAGAUCGAAAUCCCCAUCAGGUCCAUGGAUUUGUACAAGAUAAUAGAACAGGAGAGAAGGUAGCGAUGCUGGUUGGGAAGUGGGAUGAAGCAAUGUAUUAUGUGCUUGGGGAUCCAACUACAAAGCCAAAGGGUUAUGAUCCAAUGACGGAGGCUGUCUUGCUCUGGGAAAGGGACAAAUCUGUUACCAAGACAAGAUACAAUCUCACCCCUUUUGCAAUAUCUUUGAAUGAACUGACUCCUGGCUUGUUGGAGAAAUUGCCUCCUACUGACUCAAGAUUGAGACCAGAUCAGAGACACCUAGAAAACGGGGAAUAUGAGUUGGGUAAUUCAGAGAAGUUGAGACUUGAGCAGCUACAAAGACAGUUCGUCUGCUGUGCUAAGUGGUUUGAUGAUAUCGGGGUUGCAUUAGGACUCUCUCAUUUUAUGGCCUUGUAUGUGGUCCUUUGGGGGGCAAGGAAAUUGCAGGAAAGAGGGUGGCAACCGAGAUGGUUUCGGAAGGAUGAGGAUGGUUGUUAUUGUUAUAUGGGCGGGUACUGGGAAGCAAGAGAAAGAAAGAACUGGGAUGGAAUUCCUGAUAUAUUUGGUCAGAGUACUGAUUCUUCUUCACGUUUAACAGAAGAGUAA
Molecule: messenger RNA, 2496 nt
Organism: Dovyalis caffra
Lineage: Eukaryota; Viridiplantae; Streptophyta; Magnoliopsida; Malpighiales; Salicaceae
Source: the annotation of a GenBank genome assembly